AAGAGAAGUAAAAAAUAAAUAAAUAUAAUAAUAAAAAUAGAGUAGAAUAAGUAAGUAAGUAAGUAAGUAAGUAGGUUUAAAAUAAAUAUUAAAAUAAUAAUGAAAGAUAUAAAAAAGAAAUUAGCUUAACAUUCUAAGAACAAGCGAAUAUCUAAGAAAAUUCUUAAAAAUGAUCUCAUAAAAGAUAAAUUCACAGUUUAUCUUUCAAAUUUUUACUUAUUUAUUCAAGUAGAAGAUAAUUCGAGGUCAUUACCUUAGCAAUACUUUAAGAUACUUGUUUUUAUUUAUUUCUUUUAGUUGUUUGGGAUUUGCACCUCAAUUCCACCUUUAAAUUAGAUCUUUUCAGACACAUUUUAAUUUGCCAUCCAAUUCUCAUAGUUUUUUAGGGUUUCUGCAGCGUUAGCUUAUUGGGAAAAUGACUACUAAAUGAUAAUUUGGAUGGUAUUACUGCUGAUCUAAGAUAUUUACUUUAUCUACUGCUCCUUUGUGCUUGGCAUUAAAAGCACUAAAGAUAGCACCAAUAAUUUUAAAAAGUAAUCAAUAAAGAUAAAGUAUGUUUUAAUACAACUUGACAUGCUUAAAUGGGUUAUGUUGAUUAUAAAAAUGGAUUUCGUCUUUGGUUGGUUUAACUGUUAUAAUGAAUGGACAAAUACUAAUAGCUAAAAUACUAUAUCGCAUCGAUGUUUGAUGUUACCAAGACUUCCUAAGGAUUUAAAUUAAAUUGGAUUUUUAGUAAUAUCAGCAGUCUUAUUAUUAACAAGUGUAAUGAUAAUAUUUGUUAGCAUAUUUAUUUAUAACUCAGCGGAUUUGGUGAAUAAGAAUAAUUUAAAAACACCUUUCUCAUAUACAAAAAUAAUAGAGUAUAUUGGUAUAAUAAUUUUAGUUGCUAUUAGUUAUUCUGAAUCAUAGUUAUUUAUGAUUAUCGCUACUCUUAUAUUUGUUUUUUUACUAGUUGUAAAUUUAAUAAGAUAUUUUCCCUAUCCUUCUCGAGAAAUAUCAUUAUUUUACUUAAAUGCUAUCAGCAUAUUAAUUAUAAAUCUCUCUAUGUACAUAUUCUACACAUUUAGUCCAAGGACUAAUUAACAAAACUAUUUUUUUACAUCUAUCAUACUAUGUACUUUAUCAAUAGUUUUCAACGAGACUAUCUGGAAUUUCAUCAUUCAAAGUAUUAAUAGGUAUAACAUUGUUUUUAGCAAGAAAAAAGAUCUAAGCAAACAACUUCUCUUCUUUACUACUGUACUAGAACUCAUUAAAAAAUCUUAAAAAAAUGAAGAUGCAUACAUCAAGUUGUAGGGUUUGAUGAACUAGCAUUAAAUAGAAUGCAAAGAUAUAAAUUGCCCUUGUAUUUCUAAAUUAUAUGAAUAGAAAUAUAAAUCUGAUACUCAGAGAUAGCUAGAAUUAUAAUUAGAGAAACAAGCCCUGACUUCUAUUGCUAUUUAAGAAGAUCAGAGAUUAAUUAAGUCAAAAGCGAGAGGCAUUUAUUUAUAUGAACUAUCUCAAAACAAAGAAAAUUACAUCUAGUGGAUCUUAGAAUUUAUAGAUUACUAAUUUACUCUCUGCAUUAAAUUUUAAAAGCAAAGUCAUGAACUUGAAGAGUUUUGUUUAAAAUUUUGGUAUUUUUAGUGUAAAGUGAAAAACAAUUAAAUUAAAUGUCUCUACUUAGUUAAACAUCAUACCUAAAUGUUCUAAGAAAAAUCCAUAUUCUUUAAGAUAGUUGAAAUUGCAAUGACUCAGUUCAUAGAAAAUAGAAUUAAAGAAAAGGACAAAUCACUUAGAUACUCUUACAGACUUAAAGAUACUUAAGAAGCAAUUAUGUAUGAAAGAUUUGAAAAUUUCGUGCUUUGUGAAGAAAAGAAAGUGAUGAUAAAGUAAGAAGUAAUUGAUUUGAUACAAAAGAAGAUAUAGUAUAAUGAAAAACUUGUAGAAGGAUAUAAUACAAUUAGUGAGCUAUACAAAGAUAUAAUGAAUCUCAUGGCUGGGAUAAACAGGAUAGAAAGAAUUCUUUUGCAUGAGCUCAGAUAAUCAAAAGAAAAUAUACACUUUAUGAGAAUGCUUUCGUUGAUCAAAUUUAGACUUAUUAAUGACCCUAUUUUUACAGAAAAGUUAGAAACUUAAUUAAAUGAGCUGUAUAGAAGAGAUGAGUUUUAAGAUAAAAAUAUUGUUCACUCUCUUACUGUCUUAAAGGGUAAUGUGGUUACUAUUAUAGCCUCUUUUGGUGGAAAAGAAAAAGGUUUGAUUCUCAACUACUCAGAAAGAACUCCUUAAUUUUUUGGAUAUAAAUCAAAUGAAUUUUACUAAAUUAACUCUGUUAAAAUGUUAAUGCCUUACUGUGUCUCUAAAGAGCAUGAUUACUUUAUUCAAAGAUUAAUAGAAUAAGGAACUCAUAAUAUUUUAAGAUCUUACAGACCAACAUUAGCAAAAAAGAAAGAUGGAUUUUUGUUUCCUAUAAAAAUUUAUGUGAAUUACUAUUUUGGAAUAUAGAAUGAAUUGUGCUUCAGUAGUUUAGUUUUAAAAGUAUAGACUAAUUCUCAUUAUGUAUUGAUUGACAAGCAAGGGUACAUUUAAGGUGUGUCUGAAAAUUUCUAUAAACCUAUUUUAUCUGAGUUAUAUGAAUAUGAAUGUGAAAAUCUAGACAUUAUUAAAUCAAACAUUAGGCUAUUUUGUCCAACUGUAUAUUAAUUAAUUGAAAACUACACUUCUAAGUAGGAUUUAAGUAAUAUUAGAUGUGAGUUCUUCUUUCCAAAAAGAUUCUAGGAUAUACUCAAAAAUUUCUAGUAGGAAUGCCAUAUUUUUUAGAGCUAAAUUGAAAAAUCUGAAUAUGGGAACAAAAAUUAGAGAGACAGCAACGAAAAAUUUAAAUAAUUCCUGAACGACUUUCUUAAGAAGAAUAAAAAUUUAUAUGAAAAUACUCUUUCAUAUGAAUUAUCCUUGAAUUUGGAAUAAGAACACAUUCGAUUAAUUGACGGGAGAAGUUUAAUUUUGUAUGUAGUCGAAAUUACCACUUUUACUAUGAAUGAUAAAGACUUAACUUCUACUUUAGGUACUACUUAAGUAACAAAAACUACAGUUUUCUAGAAAAUUUAUAAUGGAUUGAAUGAAAAUACCACUCAUUUAGCUUCAAAAUCUAAAGAGCCUUUUAUAGAAUCAAGUUAAAAUAUUUUAAUCAACUAAUCUCCUUAAAAUCAUUUGAAUAUUAUGGCAUCUUAGUUCACAGUCAAGAAUGAAGGCAAUCAUAAAAAUGACAGCUAAGAAAUUUAAGAUACUUUUGAAGACUUAAAAUAAGAUACAGAACAAGAAAUAGAUAUAUUUUAAUCAAACAGAUAGCUUCCUUAACACCAAAUCAUAUCCUCAAGGACAAAUAUUAUGGGUUAAGAUGGAAAGUUGAAGGUAGCUUCAAAUUUAGCAUGUGUUGAGAGUUCAACCACGUAGUAUUAUAAUAAUAUUAACUUAUUAAAGGUUUAUGAAUCUUUAGAUAAAUAAAGAGAUGAAAUUUUGAAAUAGCUCCAGAAAGAAGAGAAAGAAAGAGAAAAGCUAGAAACUAAUGAAAACGAUGAAAGUAAUGAAAAAAUAGAAUCAAAAGAUAGCUAAUCACAAAAAUCACCCAUUUAAAUAUGCAGAGAUAGGAAAAAAAGCUUUAAAAGGUAAAAUAGCGAAAAGUUAAUAGCUGAAAUUCUAACUAAAGGACCAGAUGAAUUUUAAGAGUAUAAAAUUUCAAAUGUAGAUCUUUUCGAAGAUUAGGUAUAGAAAGAUACCAGAGCUUAAAUGCUUGUUACCGAUUUAGAUAAAUUAGAUGUAUCUACUUCAAUCCAAUAAGCUUUAAGUAGUGGUGUUUAUGCAAAAAAUUAACAUGAAGGGUAAUAAGUUUUUCCAGUUUAAUAAGUCAAUCCAUCGUUAAAAUAAAGCAUUAGACCAAUGAUGCUUUAAACUUCUGCACGAAAGUAUAGUUUGUAGGUAAAUCCUUUAAUUUCUUUUACCUUGUAGAAGUAAAAUACACUACAAUCACCUCACAGUGCUUAUGUAGUAGCAGAAAAAAAUGAUAAAGUGCUUGUCUCUGAUAAUUAAUUACAAACACAUGCUAUAGAAGCUACUUAAGAAAAUGACCGCUCCCAGUAAAAUAUCAACGAAAGUCAAAUGCUUUUUAAAUCAAACUAGGGAGUUAAUUUGAAUUACCUAGAAUAAGUAUAGGAAGCAGAAAUUUAAGUCAAUAAUGAAGAAUUCACUGACGACACUAAAAAUAUUCAUGAAUAUAUAUCUGAAGACGAUAAAAACAUGAAUGGUGGUGAUUAAAAUUAAUCUCAAAAAAGUCGCAGUAAAGCCAAAGCAAAUUAAAUGUAGAUAUAAGAGAGGAAUUAAUAAGCUAGUAUAAAUAGCAGUGAAGUGAGAUCCACUAUAAAUACUCAGAUCAAGUAAAUUCACUAGAAUGCGUGCAGCAACUAAUCACCUUUAUUUCUAAAGAUUCUAUUUAGCAUAUUUGUAAUUUAGUGGUUUUUGUUUAUCAUUAUGGUAACAAUACAAACAUUAAUUAUAUUCUAAUAUUUCGAUACUAUAUAGUAGAAUUUAGAUAGAAUAUUACUGUUUCCUUAAGCAAUUAUUCCACUAUCAAAAAGUAUUCUAUCACUGAAUUUCUAAGUAUUUGCUAAUGAAAACCGUAUUAACAUGACUGGCCUUUACAAUAUUGCUUAAGAAUAAAACUACUUUCACUCUGUGGUUGAAGAUUCAUUUAGCCUUUUUUAAUAAAAUUCAAUUGAAGCAUUUUAAAGAAAUAUUUUAUUUAACUAUUAAAAAGAUAUUUUAAAUUUAGAAAGUAAAAUGAUACUCACUCAAAAUGAUAUUAAAAAUAAUUAUUUCUUAACAAUCACUGACAUGCUUAAUUUAGCAAGCCAAAUUAUUUAUACAUUUUCAUUGCAAAACAAUUAUAACACUAUAAAUUCAUAAAAUUCUGACUUUGAUUAGCUUUAGGAUAACUUUUCAACGAUUUGCAGCUCUUUCAGUUAGAUUAAUUCUGAAAUUUACAACUCUUUAUUUUCUACUUUUUCAUCUUUCCAGUCAUUUAACGGAAUUAAUUUUGGGGUCUCUUUAGUGAUUAUAGUAUCAAGCUAUAUAUUUGUUUUACCUAGCUUUCAGCAAGUCAACAAAAGACUUUAAGAUAUUUUAAAACUAAUUUGUAGAAUUACAGAGAAAGAAGCAUUUGAUGAUAUUCAUAUGCUUACCAUCUUCUAAGAAUAAUUAGAGUCUUCUUAUGAAGAAUACUUAGUUUGCUCAGUAGUAGUUAAUCUCCUCGAAACAAAUUUAUCAAAAUAAAAAUCACUAGCCACUAACAAUAACUAAAAGAAGUAAAGAAAAAUUGGCUAAUACCUUUGUGAUAGAAUUAAAGAACAAACCAUUUCAUAGACUUCUUUCUGUUUGCUUCUCUUAUUGCUAUUUUUGAUUUGCUCAGUUUUUUUCAUAGCUGAAUUUAUUCUUUUGAAGAUUUUCAUAGAAAAUACUUAACCUCCAAGCUAAACUUUUUAUGAUUUUUAUGUCUCUACUACAAGUUUAUCUACUUCAGCUGCAGCUCAUAAUUUGCUAUUUAAGCACUAAAUUUACUCCAAACUUCUAGGCUCUCCAUACUUAUCUUAAGAGGUUUACCAAAACACAACAAAUCUCUUCAAUGAUCAAUUCACAACAGCUUAAAAUUUUUUUAGCAGCGAAUUCUUAAAAUUUAAAGACAAUCUAAGCUAAAUGCCCUAAUCAUUUUAAAAUUAGAUCACAUUCUUAUAAACAAAUACUCCGUGCUCUAACAAUACAUAUAAUAUCUUAUCUACUUUAGAAUAAUAAAUAUGUCUAAACGCGCUAUCUGGAAAUGUCAAUAAGGGUUUGUCAGCCUCUCUCUAGACUGUGUUUGCUUAUAUGUAUUAAAUGAAGGUAGAUAAUACAUUCGAUUACGGGUAUGGCAUUUAAUUUAUCAACACAACUGCCUAUAAAGAAAAUAUUUAGGUAGCUAUUUUAAAUAUUAAUAUCCUGCAAAAUUUAAUAAUUUAAUUCUAAAAUAAUAUUUAAUCAAUGAUAAACAAUUUUACACGUUUAAUCAUUAUCGUAUUUGUUGUGGGCUCAGUAAUAUAUUCAAUCUUUUUCUUUAAUAUACUUAUCAAAUUCCUAGAAAACCUGUUUUAAAACUACAAACUUGUGAGAAAAGGAAUAAUGCUUAUACCAUUUAAAAGGGUAUGCGAAGAUAAUAACACUCUUUCCCUGAUUAAAAAAUAUAUUUGAAUUAAAAUUAAUUAUUGUUAAAUAUUUUUAUUUUAUUCAUUAUUUUUAUAUAAAUUAAAACUAACAGAUUUAAAUAAAUACUUUUAUUUUUAUAUGUUUAUGUAAAAUAUACUCCCUUUUUAGUUAUUUUCAUUUUUAA
This is a messenger RNA of Tetrahymena thermophila SB210, 6388 nucleotides long. Its product is annotated as transmembrane protein, putative. The record is from RefSeq and is a predicted model, not a curated record. NCBI's taxonomy places the organism in Eukaryota, Ciliophora, Oligohymenophorea, Hymenostomatida, Tetrahymenidae. The transcript has 10 exons. The annotation marks the transcript as partial.